AUGGCCGCGUUACAAGUUCCUGGGCUAUCUGAAAAUGUUCACCUUCAUUUGGUGAUUGCCAGCCUUCACGGAUCUUCCAAGUUGGCCAAGUCCGUCUACAAAGAUCCUAUACGAACUCUAGUUGAGUUCACUACUCGUUCCAAAAAAUACUUGGAGCUCGAACAGAUGGAAGUGGAAGACACGGACCCAAGGCCGCACCAAAGCCAGGUAGAAAAACCUGGAAACCGAAGGCAAAAUGAUUUCCGGGGUAAAAAACCCGAAGAGAAAAAUUUAUCCAAAAUAAGAUUUGACAGGUAUACGCCUUUAAAUUCCUCUCGAUCCCAAAUCUGGAGGGAAGUGGCAUCCACCGAGAUGAAAAGGGUGGAUAGACCUCGGCCACUACUGAAUCAAGCUGGGCUUGAUCACUCACGAUAUUGCGUGUUCCAUGAUGGUCCUGGCCAUACAACCGACGAGUGUUGGGAUCUCAGAGAUGCAAUCGAAAGAUAUAUCAGGGAGGGAAAAUUACGUCAGUAUCUCAACCGAACUCAAGGAUGGAAGAACAAUAAGAAGAGGAAAGGAGGAUGGCCGAUGAGCCCAAACAGAGAGAAGAGGAAAGGAGGAUGGCCGAUGAGCCCAAACAGAGAGAAGAGGUUCAAGGAUGAAUUCCGAGGUAAGAAGUCGGCCAAAGAAGACGAUGAAUUUGUGGAGCCCGAGUUCGAGUGCAAUGUUAUUAGUGGAGGAUUUGGUGGUGGAGGUGAUACGAUGAACGCCAGAAGAAAAUACUUAAGAGAGGUGCUUUCGAUUCGAGAGCGGCCUAAGUUUAAGUUAGAAGAGCCAGAGGAACCACGAUUGUUCUUUACAAAAGCAGAGUUGGAAGAUGGCAUGCCGGGACAUGUUGACGGGUUAGACAUCACUGGGACACUAGUUAAUUGUAAAGUCAACAAAAUGUUCGUGGAUAACGGCAGUUGUGCCGACAUAAUUCUAUGGCAGGCAUUCCAGAAAAUGAACUUGGAUGUAGAGGAUUUGAGGCCCUGCAACACGGCUCUGAUGGCUUUUAAUGGUUGCGACACCAUUUCGAAGGGGUAUAUUGAUCUGAGACUCACCAUGGGAACAAAAGAGGCUUACAAGUCAGAAAGAGUAAGAUUCAUUGUCGCCGACUUCCCAUCGGAGUAUAACGUAAUUUUGGGAAGACCAACAAUUCACGGUUGGGAUAUGCUGGUCUCCACUAAGCAUCAGAAGAUUAAAAUGAUAGGUAAGCAGAAUACGGUUAUUACCAUUCAGGGGGAUCAAAAAGAAUCACGGGACUGUUAUUUUAAGUCAGUCAAAACAAUAAGCAGCAAACACAAGGAAUCAGCCGGUUUGAACACCAGCAAUAAACCGGAAACCUCCAAAAAGGUAGUUACACCGGUAAAUAUGGUGGAGCUGGACAUGAGGGGUGAAACUCAGAUUCCAAGACCGGAACCAGAGGGGGAGUUGGAGGAAGUAGUUAUCGGAGAAGAAACUCAAAUUGCCAAGGUCGAAAAAGGGUUGAUUGAUGAGGACAAAGUUCGAAUUACUGAGUGCUUAAGAAGGAAUGUGGAUGUUUUCGCUUGGAAGUCCUCAGAGAUACUUGGGGUGGACCCUCAGUUCUGCUGUCAUAAGCUUGCAGUAUUCCCAGGGUCCAAGCCGGUAGCCCAGAAGAAAAGGAAGCUCAGUACGGAACGUCGUCAAGUGUUAGAAGAUCAUGUAAAUGAGUUAUUGGAAGUAGGAUUCAUCAGAGAGAUACAAUAUACAACCUGGCUGUCAAAUGUGGUCAUGGUGAAAAAGCCAAAUGGGAAAUGGAGGGUGUGCACAGAUUAUACUGACCUGAAUAAGGUAUGUCCCAAGGAUGCAUAUCCCAUGCCCAACAUUGAUCAGUUAGUGGAUAACUCAUCCGGGUUCCAGAUGAUGUCCUUCAUGGAUGCAUAUUCGGGAUACAAUCAGAUCCCGUUGCACCCAGAAGAUCAGGAAAAGACCGCUUUCAUAGGAGAAAAGGCAAACUAUUAUUACAAUGUGAUGCCUUUUGGAUUGAAGAAUUCAGGAGCCACUUACCAAAGGAUGAUGAAUCGGGUAUUUGCUGACCAGCUUGGCAAGAACGUGGAGGUAUAUAUAGAUGACAUAAUAGUCAAACCAAUUGAUUCAGUAACGCAUGUUCAAGACCUGGAGCAGACCUUUGAAAAAUUACGGCAGCACAACAUUCGGCUAAACCCGGCUAAAUGUGCCUUUGGAGUCCUUGCAGGGAAGUUCCUAAGAUUCAUGCUGACCCACCGAGGUAUAGAAGCCAACCCGGACAAGUGCAGAGUCGUGUUAGAAAUGAAGACCCCGGGGAAUAAAAAGGAAAUCCAGCAGUUGACUGGGAGGUUAGCCUCUCUCACUAGGUUUUUACCUCGGUCUGCAGAAACCGCGUUACCAUUUUUCAAGCUGUUGCGAAAGGAGGUGCAAUAUGGUUGGACUUCAAAAUGUGAAGUAGCAUUCCAAGAGAUCAAAAAACAACUGGCAUCACCACCAGUCCUAUCUAGCCCCAGAGAAGGAGAACCAUUGAUAAUGUAUCUUUCAGUGGGAGAUAUGGUUGUUAGCUCGGUUUUGGUUCAAGAAAAGGAUGAGGGGCAGCAACCAAUCUACUUUGUAAGUCGGCUCUUACAAGGAGCAGAACUUCGCUACCAGAAGUUAGAAAAAGUGGCUUUCGCCCUUCUAAUCUCGGCUCGAAGGCUUAGAGCGUACUUUCAAGGGCACCAGGUUGUAAUUCGUUCGGACUUGCCAAUACGGCAGAUCUUACAUAAACCUGACUUAGCAGGGAGAAUGAUGGCUUGGGAUGUGAAGCUAUCGGAGUUUGACAUAUCCUUUGAAAGCCGAAAAGCAAUUAAGUCUCAAGCAUUGGCAGACUUUGUUAGGGAGCUUACUUCAAUCCAAAAGGAGAGCCCAGCAAAGCCAAACACUUGGAAAAUUUAUGUGGACAGGUCCUCGAACUCUAAAGGGAGUGGAGCCGGGGUAAUUGUUGAGAACCCGGAAGGAAUCUCGGUUGAAUAUUCUCUGCAGAUGAAAUUUGAAACAUCCAACAACCAAGCGGAGUAUGAAGCAUUCAUCGCCGGGCUGCAGCAGGCCAAAGAGCUCGGAGCAAAAAAGCUGCAAAUCUUUAGUGACUCGCAAUUGGUCACUUCGCAAGUCGGAGGAAGCUACCAAGCUAAAGGACCAUUGCUAGCAAAAUACCUAGAUUCUGCAAGGCAGUUAAUGGCGGAGUUCGAAGAGGUAGAAGUUCGCCACAUCCCACGAAAUGAAAAUGGCAGGGCCGACAUAUUGUUGAAGCUGGAAAGUACCAAAGGAUGGGGAAACCACAGGACGGUGGUGGAACAGAAUAUCCUGGAACCCACAUGUAUCAUGCAGAUAUCUAAGAGCAGGGAUUGGCGUAGCACCAUUAUCAAUUACAUAGAAAACGGAACGCUCCCAUCCUAA
This is a messenger RNA of Gastrolobium bilobum, 3447 nucleotides long. RefSeq lists its product as uncharacterized. The record is from RefSeq and is a predicted model, not a curated record. Bases 1 to 3447 code for a protein of 1148 amino acids. Lineage: Eukaryota; Viridiplantae; Streptophyta; Magnoliopsida; Fabales; Fabaceae. The transcript has a single exon. Gene Ontology annotation, molecular function: nucleic acid binding; RNA-DNA hybrid ribonuclease activity.